This is a messenger RNA of Drosophila rhopaloa, 4236 nucleotides long. RefSeq lists its product as uncharacterized. The record is from RefSeq and is a predicted model, not a curated record. The transcript has 18 exons. NCBI's taxonomy places the organism in Eukaryota, Metazoa, Arthropoda, Insecta, Diptera, Drosophilidae. The coding region runs from base 1 to 4182 and encodes 1393 amino acids. Gene Ontology annotation, molecular function: acyltransferase activity, transferring groups other than amino-acyl groups.
AUGGUCAACGGUAUUGUCGUUUUGCUCCUCUGCGGACUGGGACUUAUCAGUGCCCAUCAGUCAAGGGACGAACUCCAGAUGGUCUAUCACCGUCUAAGCGUGCUCAAGGCUGUAUCACCGAGGAAUAUUGACUAUAAUAAUAUAGACACCCAAGCCAUUGGUACGGAUGAUUCGCAAUGUCUGGCAGAUAUGACGGAGCUUUAUAAUGGACUUCAAUCGGGCAGUUACUGGGCACUCAAAAUGCUCGAUUCUUGGGGUUCCUUUCCCUCGGGCCUGCUUUAUGGAACAUUUUAUGAUCUGGGAAAUUUCGAUGAGUGCCUUAACAUCCAUGAAGAGAUCAGCAGCAGCCAAACGAUCCAGGGAAAGUACUGUUUCCUGGCAGUGCCUUUAAAGGAAGUGCUGGACACCGGUAUUGAAUCCUUGGAAAGCAUGCAGAUCAAGAUCGCCACUUGUUUUCCGGCCUCCUGCUCGGCAACUCAAAUGAAAAUGUUUGGAGGACAACUGUAUCAAAACUUAUUCAACUCCACCAAAAGUAUAGAUAUCAGCAUUGAUGAAGACGGUUGCCAAACGAGCAAUUCUGAGCCCUGGGAUGGCCUGACCAUUUUCACAGUUGUAUUACUCUCAGUGCUAACAUUAAUUGUGACUUUGAGCACUUUGUACGACUACUUUCUGUGUAACGAUCAGAAACAACUUCCAGCCUUGGUGAAAAUCAUUUCGGCUAGGGCCAACUCCCGAGCCCUUUUCGGCCUCGUGGUUGGCAGUUCCAAUCCGAAUGUAAUUGACUGUCUUCAUGGCAUUCGCUGCAUGUCCCUCAUUUGGGUGGUUUUCCUCCAUGAGCACAUGUAUUCGCUGAUAUCGCCAAACAUCAACUUUACUUAUGCGCUUUCGUGGCUUGAGAAACCUGUUUCAAGCUUUUUUGUCCACGGUUAUUUCUCUGUGGAUUCGUUUUUAUUUCUUGGAGGCCUACUAGUAUCCAUGACUGCCCUGCGCACAAUGGAAAAGACUAAGGGCAAACUAAAUGUCCCGAUGAUGUAUGUACAUCGUAUUAUUCGCAUCCUUCCCGUCUUAGCCAUGGCCAUUCUGAUCUAUGUGAAACUUAUGCCGGUUUUGAGUGGAGGACCCCUUUUCAAAAGUGGAUUCCAUGGCAAAGAGGAAUGUGUGAAAGGCUGGUACUGGGACCUAUUGUUCGUCCAGAAUUACGUUUCGAAAAGUUGUCUCGAUCAAUCGUGGUAUCUUGCGGUGGACAUGCAGCUGUAUAUCCUGUCGCCACUUCUCCUAAUUGCACUCUAUAAAUGGGGCAAGAAGGCGGCUGCCGGCAUUAUUGUACUUGUGGUAUUACUUUCUGGUUGCCUGUUUGCCACCCAGAUGGUCAAUCAUUACUCAAUGAGUAUAAAAAAUGGUGGUGGUGAUGAUGAGGCCAAUCGAAAGCUUUACCUGGCCACGCACACACAUGCUGCCCCUUGGCUGAUUGGAUUCCUGUUCGGCUACUUCCUGCACCUGAAUCGUGGCAAGAAGUUCCAGAUGAGCCGGCUGGUAGUAUGGUCAGGAUGGAUCCUCAGCUUGGCCAUGAUCUUUACCUCGAUCUUUGCUCUAUAUCCAUCCGGAAAGUGGAGUGCUCCUGCGCUGCCCACUGUGGAGGAAUCUCUUUACUACACUCUCACCCGAUUAGGUUGGCCUUUGGCCAUGUGCUGGGUGGUUUUCGCCUGUAUGCAGGGCUAUGGUAGCCUGGCCAACAGUUUCCUAUCGUCGCCUUUGUGGCAACCACUCUCCAGGCUCUCCUACUCCGUCUUCAUCUGGCACAUGUUCGUCCAGGAGGUGAACAGCAGGAAUGUGAGGACCAGCACUUACUUUUCGACUUACACUGUGAUGCUUAACUUCUGGUCAGAUUUUGGUAUUAGCCUGGUUAUGUCCUAUUUCUUGUAUCUUAUAAUUGAGGCUCCAAUUGGUGGACUAGAUGCCCUUUGGAGACCCACAGGAAAUGCGAAGCCUCCAGCUGUCACACAACCAAUACUGACUUCAGUUGUGGAGCAUAAAACUAAUGCCGAUGAAACCGAAAAUCAGCUUGCUGACACCCCCAAUCGAAAGCGAAUUAGAAUGGUGAACGUUGUUAGUAUUCUAUUGCUCUUUGAGUUGGCCAUUACUAUUGCUUCGGAGUCAAGUGAUCCUGAUAUCCUACGAAACUACGGAUAUGUGAAGAAGCUGAAGCCGCUAGGACUGGAAUUUACUGAGUACUUCCAAAAUGUUACUCUGGAGAGAUUGGGAGUAUCCGACUCUGAGGUUCCUAACCAGAAGGAUCUUCAAUGUCUGACGGAUAUGGCAGCAUUAAUGAAUGGCUUUUCAACCAACCAGUAUUGGGCAUUAAAGAUGAUCGAUUCAUGGGGUUCCAUUCCAUCUGGAAUCUUGACUGGAAAUACCUUCGACUUGGGAUACUUUGAUGAAUGCCUGUCGAUUAAUAAAGUUAUUAGUAGCACUCAGAAAAUAAGUGGAAAGUAUUGUUUUCUUAUUGCCAACAGCAUGAGAAUCGCCACUUGCUUCCCGGCUUCAUGUUCGUCCACUCAAAUGGAUAUUUUUGUGGAACAACUUUUGCAAAAAUUUCUCAACUUUAAUAGCUCCAGUUUAAGUAUGAAGAUCAGUGAAGCAAGUUGCCAGACAAGUGAUGGUGAACCUUGGGAUGGACUGACUAUUUUCACCAUAGUGCUUCUAUCCGUGAUGGGUGGUCUUGUGACAGUGUUUACAUUUUAUGACUACUUUCUGUGCAAGGAUCAAGAUCAAGUUCCAGCUCUGGUAAAGGCUUUCUCCGCUCGGGCCAACUCCCGAUCCCUUUUCCGAAUCGUGCCAAGCAAAUCAAACCCCAAUGUGAUUGAGUGUCUUAAUGGCAUCCGCUGCAUGUCAUUAAUUUGGGUUAUCUUCUCCCACGAAUUCAUCUUCACUUUGAAAGCACCUAAUCUAAAUACGGCUGAAUUAUUUUCGUGGGCUGGGGAACCGUUUGCCAGUUUUGUGGUGCAUGGAUACUUCUCAGUGGACUCAUUCUUCGUCCUUGGAGGCUUACUAGUCUCGAUGAUUGCUCUGCGUUCUAUGGAUAAAUCUGGUGGAAAACUUAACCCGCUGAUGAUGUAUCUGCAUCGCAUUAUUCGUAUCUUACCAGUCGUGGCUAUUGCCAUACUUAUCUAUACUACCAUGAUGCCCGUUGUCAGUGGUGGACCAAUGUUCAAAAGUGGAUACCACGGCAAAGAGUAUUGUGAGAAAGGAUGGUUCUGGACCUUGCUCUUCGUCCAGAACUACGCAGUCUUGGACAUUUGUCUCGAUCACACUUGGUACUUGGCUGUGGACAUGCAAUUGUAUAUCAUCUCCCCGAUCCUCUUACUUUCUAUAUAUAAAUGGGGCAAGAAAGCGGCUUCCGGUAUUGCAGUACUUGUGGUUUUGCUCUCGGGCUGCCUUUUUGCCACUCAGAUGGUAAACCACUACUCGUUGCUCAUUAAAAAUACCUCUGACGAUGAUGGGGUUCCCAACAAGAAGUUGUACUUGGCCACGCAUACUCACGCUGCUCCUUGGCUAAUUGGAUUCCUGUUUGGUUAUUUCCUGCACCUGAAUCGGGGCAAGAAAUUCCAGUUGAGCUGGCUAGCUGUGUGGUCGGGAUGGAUCCUCAGUCUGGCAAUGCUCUUCACCUCGAUUUUCGCCCUUUAUCCGGCGGCAAAGUGGACUGCUCCGCCUCUGUCUACACUGGAGGAAUCCCUAUACUAUACCCUCACCCGAUUGGCUUGGCCAAUGGCUAUUUGCUGGGUGAUUUUCGCCUGCAUGCAGGGUUACGGUGGUCUGGCCAACAGUUUCCUAUCCACACCCUUGUGGCAGCCACUUUCUAGACUCUCCUACUCCGUGUAUAUUUGGCACAUGUUCGUCCAAGAAGUGAACAGCAGAAAUGUCAGGACGAACACACAUUUCUCCACAUACUCUAUGAUGGAACAUUUCUGGUUCGAUUUGGGCUUCACUGUGUUGAUGUCCUACCUGUUGUAUCUUAUCAUCGAAGCGCCUUUGUGUGGAUUUGACAGUCUUCUACGACCACGAGGGAUCUCUCCUGUUGCUAGUCAACCAAAACUUAUUUCAAAUCAGAAUAACGACUUAGAGACCAUAAAGUCAGAUGAUCUAAGCGUGCCCGAAACAAAACCGCUUGAAAAUUCUACCUAAUCUUAAUAAUUCGUUAAUAAAUGUGCACAAGUAUGCACUUUAAAUAUUUUAUAA